Molecule: messenger RNA, 1091 nt
Organism: Suricata suricatta (meerkat)
Lineage: Eukaryota; Metazoa; Chordata; Mammalia; Carnivora; Herpestidae
Gene: CETN2
Product: centrin 2
Exons: 5
Coding region: 88-606 (172 amino acids)
Biological process (GO): nucleotide-excision repair; mitotic cell cycle; centriole replication
Cellular component (GO): centriole; centrosome
Molecular function (GO): calcium ion binding
Source: RefSeq, a predicted model, not a curated record
AGGGCCGAGUGCGCGGGGCAGUGGGAAAGGCGCCUAGUCAGCGUAUAGGUCGGUUGCCGUAACAACGGGCUGCGUAGCUGGUCGGCAAUGGCCUCUAACUUUAAGAAAGCAAGCAUGGCCUCAUCUGCCCAGCGAAAAAGGAUGAGUCCUAAGCCGGAGCUUACGGAAGAGCAGAAACAGGAAAUCCGGGAAGCUUUUGAUCUCUUUGAUGCUGAUGGAACUGGAACCAUAGAUGUUAAGGAACUUAAGGUGGCAAUGAGGGCACUGGGCUUUGAACCCAAGAAAGAAGAGAUCAAGAAAAUGAUAAGUGAAAUUGAUAAGGAAGGGACAGGAAAAAUGAACUUUAGUGACUUUUUGACUGUGAUGACUCAGAAAAUGUCUGAGAAAGAUACCAAAGAAGAAAUUCUGAAAGCUUUCAAGCUCUUCGAUGACGAUGAAACUGGGAAGAUAUCAUUCAAGAACCUGAGGCGCGUGGCCACGGAGUUGGGUGAGAGCCUCACUGACGAGGAGCUGCAGGAGAUGAUCGAUGAGGCAGAUCGAGACGGAGACGGAGAAGUCAGUGAGCAGGAGUUCCUGCGCAUCAUGAAGAAGACCAGCCUUUACUAAGAUCAGUGUCUUCUUUUCAUAUUGUGUGAAACUUGGGUUUUGAGAACACAAACUCUUUUCCCCCGCUGACCUUCGUAUAUAACUUUAAUAACACCCUUGAAUCUCUUUUAGGUAUUUGAAAGUGUUCUUAGACAUUAAAGUUCUUUGUAAGGUGACCUGCUGGUUACUUUAAUUCCCCAGAGCAAAAUGAGAGCCCGUUAAAGGGAGAAAAGGGUCUAAAGCUUUCACCCACCCGCAGUUCUGCCUUGUGUCGCGUCACUCUUGUCAUGCAUUUCCACACUGCUGCCACCACAGAAUGACUUGUUAGACAAGCACCCGUCGUGCCCAUGUCACUGGAAGCGGGGGCCUCUCUUUGGUGUUUCCCGUUAUAAUUGACACCUGAGUGCAGCUUGCUCUUUUCUAAAACCCAGUGAAGUUAGUCACUUGCAUUUGGAUGUGUUUGUGCUAUUUGUUUUGUUUUAAAAAUAAAGCCUUUUGUAUUUUGA